CCGAACAUAUCCAGUUUCACCGCUUUCCUCUUAUAUAUAAGCUCACCGUCUCCAUUUUCGCCGCACACUAACUCAGACGAAGACUACACUCUCUGAUAAACUUUCUAAGACAAGCUUCCUGUUUCUUCUACACAUGGCGUCAUCCCUCGCUCUUAGGAGACUUCUCUCAUCCACUGUCGCUCCUGGUUCCCGUAGCUUUCUUCGUCCACAAGCUGCCUCUCGCCUCCUCAACACCAACGCGGUCAGGAGCUAUGACGGAGGUGAAAAUGAACGCGGUGUUGAUAUAGACCGACGCUCUGAUCGCUCUGUUUCUCGCCGUGGUGAUGAUAUUUUCACAGACGUGUUCGAUCCCUUUUCACCGACGAGGAGUAUUAGCCAGGUGCUGAAUCUGAUGGACCAGUUCAUGGAGAAUCCUCUGUUGUCGGCUAGUCGGGGCAUGGGAGCUUCUGGAGCUCGGCGGGGUUGGGAUAUCAAGGAGAAAGACGAUGCCCUCUACUUGAGGAUCGACAUGCCUGGGCUGAGCAGAGAGGAUGUGAAGCUGGCUUUGGAGAACGACACUCUGGUUAUAAGAGGAGAAGGGAAAGAUGUGGACGAUGGUGGCGAGGAAGGUGGAGAGACUGGUAAUAGGAGAUUCACAAGUCGGAUUGGACUGCCGGAGAAGGUAUACAAGACCGAUGAGAUUAAGGCGGAAAUGAAGAACGGGGUUUUGAAAGUUGUGGUCCCGAAGAUGAAGGAAGAAGAGAGAAACGAUGUUCGUCAGAUCGAAAUCAACUGAAACGUCUAUCACUUUUAGUUAUGUUGUUGUUUCUGAGGAUAUGUCUUGAAUAAGAAGUGUUGUACUUGUCUAUGUGAGUCAUGUACUCUAAAUCUAAAGGGAAGCUCUUAUGUUUUUUUUUUU
This is a messenger RNA of Brassica oleracea var. oleracea, 898 nucleotides long. Its product is annotated as 23.6 kDa heat shock protein, mitochondrial. The transcript is spliced from 2 exons. The record is from RefSeq and is a predicted model, not a curated record. The coding region runs from base 134 to 775 and encodes 213 amino acids. NCBI's taxonomy places the organism in Eukaryota, Viridiplantae, Streptophyta, Magnoliopsida, Brassicales, Brassicaceae.